This is a messenger RNA of Contarinia nasturtii (swede midge), 614 nucleotides long. RefSeq names its product adult cuticle protein 1-like. The transcript has 3 exons. The record is from RefSeq and is a predicted model, not a curated record. Bases 125 to 514 code for a protein of 129 amino acids. Lineage: Eukaryota; Metazoa; Arthropoda; Insecta; Diptera; Cecidomyiidae.
UCGUGCUGUCAUUUGACACUUUUGCUCCUUUACAUUUUUGUAUAAAUAGCCCAGUUGUGUAGAUAUCAGAUCAGAAUUCACUUGACUCUCAAAGUGUAGCUAUAUCUAAAACUCAAUAUCCAAUAUGAAGUUCAUCAUCGCUGUAGUCAUGUUGGCUUUGGCCGCCAUCAACACCAAUGCAAGCCUAUUGCCUUUGCCUUUGGCUUAUUCAGGCUAUCCAUUGGCUUCAAGCUAUCAAUUAGCUUAUGCACCUCGCAUUUCACUAUCUCAGGGAUAUGCCGGACUCAGCUAUGCUGCACCAGUUCCAGUUGCAUAUAGCGCCCAAGCUUUAUCACUACCAGCAUCCGUUGCUGUUUCUCCAGUCGCCCCAGUACCAGUUGCUGUCGCCUCACCACACGUACCAUCUGCAAGCUAUGUUGCUACCACACGUGGUGCCCAACACGUAGCACCAUUGGUGGGACACGUGCAAUCAGUUUCAUCUCAAAAUGUGGAACCUGCACCUGGAACCUAUUAAGCACAACUGCUGAAUUCUUCCCCGAAUAUUUUACUGUUCUCACCACUGGAAAAACAACAAUAUCAACACCAAACAGUGCACUGAAGUAAAAUAAAAAAAA